GUUGAUCCCAGGUGGUUUGGAAGAUGUCUGGCCGCGGUGGACGUGGACAGAGUCGGGGCGCAGCUGUGGGUCCUCAGCCUCUCAGAGCGACCGUCCCCUACCAGCUGCAUAGGAAAGCAAGGCUGAACCCCAGAGAUGGGAAGUCAGCAGGGAAGUCCAGGUCCAACCAGCCCAGCCUCGGCAUGAGAAGGACCAUGUCUCUGGACGCCAUCGUUGGGCCCUACCUGCAGGGCCACUGGCCUAAAGAAGCUGAGGCUCUGAGCCGCCCGCAGCGGCGUGACAUUUCCACCCAGACGCCAGAGUCCUGGUCCGACCGAACUGAGAGCAAGAAAGGUACUGCAUGUCACAAACGCUCUGCAUCGUGGGGCAGCAUGGACCACCUGCAAGAAAGCCAGCCGGUCCCCAUCCCCCUGGGCCCUCUAUCCAGGCUGGCCCCUCGGCUACGCUGCAGCGUUGAGGGCCUCAACCAGGAGCUGGAGGGCAUGCUGGUCAGCGUGACGACCCAACACCAGCGCAGGCUUCUUGAGGUCCCGGAUGGCCACAGGGCCCCGGUGCCCACCCAGAGCUGCAGCAGCGCAUCCCAGAGCGACGCCUUGACCACAUCUCUCUCCGAGAGCUUCUCCAACUCCUCCUCCCCCUCCUCCUCUCUCUCCUCCUCCCCCGCUACCAAAGACCUGUCCGGGAACUUGGACCAAAGUUUGCUGGACGGCCUCGAGAUGAUCCUCUUGUCUCCCCUGUCGGCUGUCAGUGAGAGCGACCCGUCUGCCCCCCCGGUUCUGUCUUCCUCCCCGCGACCCAACAAGAGUCUGUGUUUCCUCAGAGAGCCUCCUGAGGGCUGCGAGAAGGUCCGCGUGUGGGAGGAGGUCAGCACUCCUCGCCUCCCUAAGCCGUCCCUCAUCUCCUCUCGCCCAGACCCCAACAAGGUCAACUUCACCCCCUACGGUGGCUCUGCUUUCUGCCCCGUCAGCCUCCUCCAGCCCCUGCUGCCCUCCGUUGACUUGCUGUUCCGCAACCGGACUGCGUCCCCCCCUUCAGACUCCGCCCCCACCACCGCCAUUUGACAAGAUCUGCUCUCUUGAUUGGUCAGUACCGCAGCUGGGUGCCUUGCUUUGAAAACCACUCGGAUCAUGAGGUCGAGGGGCGUUCCUCGAUAAUCAUCCGCCGGUUUUGACGAUCCGGCCAAACGCGUAACGAGCCGUCAUCAAACAUUUCGGACCUGCCUACAUCCGAGUGUCACUUUUUUUCGAAUCUGCUCUCAUCACAGGUGUCUUACCCAAAGAGAUGUCGUUUAGUCCACUUCCCGUUCUGCUAGGUUUUUUUUUUUUCUUCACUUAGCGGUGGAACUUCCUGUCACCUGACCAUUGUUUGUUUAUUUCCAUCCCGCAGUCAGCAGUCAGAUUUCCACUCGGAACGCGUUUCCAGUUUCCUCGGUCGGUUGGGAAGAGUUCUUCCAAAGAAAACGACCAUUCCAUGUUGCUGCCAUUCAU
Messenger RNA from Lampris incognitus (smalleye Pacific opah), 1487 nucleotides. Its product is annotated as protein FAM117A-like. The transcript has 7 exons. NCBI's taxonomy places the organism in Eukaryota, Metazoa, Chordata, Actinopteri, Lampriformes, Lampridae. The coding region runs from base 24 to 1061 and encodes 345 amino acids. The record is from RefSeq and is a predicted model, not a curated record.